AGCCCCGGGUCAGGCCGCCGUCCCCGCUGUUGCCCCAGACCAAGCCGCUGUUGUCCCCCCUGAGGGGUCAGGUCCACCCUCCCUCGUUCCAACGGGCGGCGGCUUGACCUCCUUCUUCUCGCGGCACAUCGCCCCUAAGGCGUUCACCACAGGCAAGGUGAAGGCCGACGGGGGCAAGGACAAGCAGAAGGACGACUCGGACUCGUCCAGCGACGACUCGUCUGAUGAUGACGACAGCGAAGACGACGACGACGACACGGAUGAUGACAGCAGUGACUAGAUCCUGGCUACACCCUGGCUACACCCUGGCUACACCCUGGCUACACCCUGGCUACAUCCUGGCUACAUCCUGGCUACACCC
Aplysia californica (California sea hare) is the source of this 361-nucleotide messenger RNA. RefSeq names its product trigger factor. NCBI's taxonomy places the organism in Eukaryota, Metazoa, Mollusca, Gastropoda, Aplysiida, Aplysiidae. The record is from RefSeq and is a predicted model, not a curated record.